Molecule: messenger RNA, 1030 nt
Organism: Clarias gariepinus (North African catfish)
Lineage: Eukaryota; Metazoa; Chordata; Actinopteri; Siluriformes; Clariidae
Product: butyrophilin-like protein 2
Exons: 7
Coding region: 119-1030 (303 amino acids)
Source: RefSeq, a predicted model, not a curated record
CCCACUCCGUCCCCCAGUGAGUGUAGAUGAUCUGUAGGAGUUUAAUGGACACUUUCCAGAUGAUUGAGUUCUUCCUGGUUGAUGUGAAUCUUUCUGACACACAGUGUUCCCUACUGCCAUGAUUUCAGCUCGACCACUGAGAUGGGUUUUACUGUUUCUAUCUCUCAGCCAUCAGGCUUCUUCUGUAAUAUUUUCACUGAAGGUUGAGUCUCCAGUCUCAGGGCUCCUUGGUUCCUCUGUGUCUCUGCACUGUGCUGUCACCAAGAAUAUGGAUGUUCGUCAUGAAGAAGUACGCUGGUACCGUCCCAAUAUGUAUGACACCCCAAUACUCCUCUAUGAAAAUAAUCAGAUCCAGAAGAGUCCUGUAGAUGUUCAGUACCAGGGCAGAGUGUUCCUGUUAGGAGAUCUGGAGAAAGGAGACGUCUCUGUGAAACUGGAGAACCUGACACUAACAGAUAGAGGAGACUACACAUGUCAUGUGAGCACUGAUAACUGGUAUGACAAGGCCACAGUGACCCUCAGACUGAGAGCGGUGGGAUCCACUCCUGUUCUCUCCAUACAUGAAGCAGGAGAAGGGAAGGUGAAUGUUAGCUGUCAGUCACAUGGUUGGAUACUUGAGCCGUCAAUCAUCUGGACACAUAAAGAUGGGAGAGAUCUGAAACAUCUCAGUAACGACAAGUUCACCAUCAACUCUGUAGGGACUGUAGAUGUGAGCUCGUGGCUGAUUGUGUCUCCCUCUGAGUCUGAGUGGAUCUCCUGCUCUGUGGGUUUGUCUGAUCAGGAGAGAAAAGAAGACAGAAUAAUGUUACACGUCCCUGCACAGUCGUUGACUGGAUACAUCAUCAUCAUCAUCAUUCCCGUUCUUCUGGUGCUGUGUGUCGUCGGAAUUGCAGUGUAUUGUGUGCUACGUAAAAAAGUGUGUGUGAGAGCAGAGGUCAGUCAGCAGGAAUCAUCUGAACAUCAGAAUCCUGAAACACUGGAAGAUAAAACACACCUUCCAGGUAUAGUGGGGGAAAUAAGUAUUUUCUAA